AUUCAAUUAUCGGCACACAUCAAAUUAAACCUCCACGAAAUUUGUUAAUUGUUACCAUCAUUAAAUUGUUUACCUCUCUAAACAUACAAACUACACAUCAUACAUUUACCCUUUCGUUGAUAAUGGUUAAUAUGUUUCUCUUAACUUUUUCUUACGUUAUAAUUGUUGACGUAAUUAAACAAUUUCCCAAAAUUUGUUGACCAUAUUCAAUAAGAAUUGUUUUGUAUGUUAUCAAAUAGAAACAAUAAUCAACAAUUAACAGCAAUCAUCAAGUUAAUUCGGUUUUACCUUAACAAUCAACAAAAAAGAGAGGGAUAAUUGACUAACCCAAUGAGCUCCACCACUGAAUAUGUAACAAUAAUAAUUAGAGAAAAGAAAAUGAAUUUCCCUCUCCCUCUCUCUCUCACUUGAUUUAAUUAAUUUCGAUCACAUAUAUAAAUAUAACUCUUCUUGAUUGUUACUUAUUGUAAACUUGGUACCAACUGAUCACCAAAAAAUUCUUACUUUUAAUUAGUAGUCACUAAUUAGAAUUUCAAAUAACCGUUUAAAGAAAACGUAACCGUGAAUAGUGAUUACCCUUUUUGUUUUAUUCUGUUUGGUGUUUUGCUUUUUUUAAUUGUUAUCGAUUCAUUUCAUUGGAUUUAUCAACUUUCAUUUUUCUUCUUUUUUCCCUUAAUUGUGAUUUUCGUUAACUGAUUAUUUCAACAGUUCUAAAGUUAAACUUAUCGGUGUAACAACAAAUCGUCAAAAUUGGUUACGUUUUUUGGAUUUUCUUUUACCUUUACUUGUUUGCUCUUCUUCCCUUCGUUACUCUGUUGAUCGUUUUGGUUUGGCGAUUGAAAACUUGUUCGUUAUUCAAUUAAAUUAUGAUCUUUGUUGGAAUUUGUUUGUUAAUUGCCUUUGCUGGUCAAUCAGCGGGUCAAUCAUGUCACUUACGAGAAUUGGAUUUAUGUGCUGCUACUUUACUUGUCUUUACUCAGAAUCCUUCAGGAAUUGCUACUAACGAUGCUGAAUUGAAUAAACAAUGUGGAUACCUAAAGGAAGCAGAUCAAUGUUUGAAAAAUUUUACUCGUAAAUGUACAACUUCACUUCAACGGGAAUUGAUCUCCUUUGUCACUGAGGGAAGUGUUCGUUUACUGACUGAAUAUUGUACCACUGGAAGCCAACUAAGAACUAGUUAUCUUAAGCACGCUGAUUGUUUGAAUCAGGCCACUCAGAGCAAUCAGAAAACAUGCAUCAGGGAUUUACAAUCGGCUUUGGAAACAGUUACACAAGUUGAAUGGGAUCAACGUAUUCCUGCCGGUUGUUGUGCUUAUCGACGAUUCCAAGAUUGUACCGAAUCUCAAGUCGAAGCUAAAUGUGGUAAAGAGGCUGUUGAAUUUAUGGACAUUUUACUUCGAAUGGCUUUAUCUCGAUUACCCGAUAUUGUGUGCCCAUCUUAUAAUCCGCAAACAGAAGAGUGUAAAGCUUUGCUACCCGAAUCUGGAGCUACACCCAAAGGAGCCAAAAGUAACAGUGUCCUCUCAAGGCUCUUUUCCGCCUACACUGGACUUUGAUGAUAAUUGUACAUGGAAAACUAUUAAACUCACCCAAUGGCCGACUCAAAGCUCAUUUAUUGGGAUCUACUACACCUACAUCUACUAGAGGUGUAUCUCACCUCUUCGUUGCAAACAAAUGCAACACUCGAAUUGGUACUUAUUGUUUUGUGCUUAAAGUGUACAGAAACGAUCUGAUUGUGAUUCGUUUACAUAAAUAUGAUAUUCAACCUUGCAACAGUUACUAUUAUUAAUCUUGUGAAAAAAAGAAAGUUUCAUUCAUCUAAUCAAUUUCAUCUCCAAUUUACUAUUAAUAAAUUUCAUUUGUAGAAGUAUCUAAUUUUUUAAUCCAUAAAUUCAUUGCAA
Messenger RNA from Panonychus citri (citrus red mite), 1901 nucleotides. RefSeq lists its product as uncharacterized. NCBI's taxonomy places the organism in Eukaryota, Metazoa, Arthropoda, Arachnida, Trombidiformes, Tetranychidae. The transcript has 3 exons. Bases 867 to 1556 code for a protein of 229 amino acids. The record is from RefSeq and is a predicted model, not a curated record.